AAUUGGAGGACUGAAACUGAUAAUCUUUUUCUCUAACCCCCACUUCUCCUCCAUUUUCUCCCACAUCUCUUCUUCCUCAUUUUCUACUUUUCAUAGAGCUGGAGAACUGUUGGGUCAGCUGAGUUUACUCUCUUUCAAAUUCUUCAAACCUCCAUAUUCAACAAAUAUGGCUUCCCCAAAAACCCCAAUUUUCGUACCUCUUUUACUCUCAUUUACCCUUCUUUUCUUCACUCUACUAGCUGCUGCAGCUGCAAAAACUCCGACGAAAAAAGUUUUGAACUGUUUACCAUCGGAACUCAUGCAUCUUGCUUCUGCAUGUUUUCCGAUGGAAGAAUCUCCGUUAGAUUCCGAAGAUCUAUGCUGUGAGCUUGUCAAAUCUGUAACCUCCUCUUCAUCGGAAUCCGACCGACACUACGAUUUGAAAGAGUGUCUUUGUACUGCAGCGACGAUAAAUCGAAUAGUUAUUGGGCGUGAUAGAAGGGUUUCUAAAGUCGUCGGAAGUUGUACGGGAGAAACUACAGCUAGGUAUAACUGCUUCUCUGAUAUCUAAAUCGGAAAUGUUUGAAUUACCAUAAAAAAAGAUAAUUAGAUCUGGAUAUUUGUCUUCAGUCUUUUUCAACUCUAUGGGUUUAGAUUUAAAUUUGAAGUGUAAAUUUUUUGUAGUUCUUUAUUUCCAUUUAUGUAUUGUUGCUAAAAAUAUGCAAGAAUGUUUAAGAGAUAUUAUGUGUUUCUUUUAUGGAAUUAGUAAAUUGGUUUUGUUUUGUUCA
Messenger RNA from Solanum dulcamara, 767 nucleotides. RefSeq lists its product as uncharacterized. NCBI's taxonomy places the organism in Eukaryota, Viridiplantae, Streptophyta, Magnoliopsida, Solanales, Solanaceae. Bases 167 to 550 code for a protein of 127 amino acids. The transcript has a single exon. The record is from RefSeq and is a predicted model, not a curated record.